Sphaeramia orbicularis (orbiculate cardinalfish) is the source of this 3511-nucleotide messenger RNA. It is a transcript of the gene txndc16, whose product is annotated as thioredoxin domain containing 16. The record is from RefSeq and is a predicted model, not a curated record. The transcript is spliced from 20 exons. The coding region runs from base 420 to 2963 and encodes 847 amino acids. NCBI's taxonomy places the organism in Eukaryota, Metazoa, Chordata, Actinopteri, Kurtiformes, Apogonidae.
GCUCCUUCACGCUCGAGGAUAGAGCAUCUUUCUGUGAAGAUACAUUCCUCACAUUUCACUGUUCAGCUUGGCGACAUGUACCCUCGUUAACUGGCAUUUUGUGUGGCCUAAAUGCCCCACAGACAUAUACCGACAUGUAUUUUCUACUUUUCAAAUGUUUACGAUGGUGAAUUAGAUGUUGCAGGUACUUUUCCUCAGCUAAUUAACCGCCAUCAGGAGGCAGCUAGCAGCCAAGCUAAUAGAUGAGCUUUACAUUUUACAUCACUGCAGUAGAAACCUUUUAGGAAACAUUCCUUGUACUGUUUUUUUGGUACAAUGUGGUAAUGGACGUUAAACAUGGCUUAUAAUGCUCGUGACACACGCUGAAUAUCAACCCUCCUCGACUUUAUCAGGGAACACAACACAGUGGCUUCUCCAAGAUGUGGCUGUGUGUUGCUGUUUUCCUGCUGUGGACAAGGUCAGGAGGAUGUUCAGAGAUGGCCAACACAUCAGACCUAAUUGAAUACACAGCUGCAGACUUCUAUGAGAAAUUGUAUUCUGGGAAGAUGAUGUUUAUCUAUUUUGAGGGUCAAGUCUCUCCGUCAAUCUCUCUCUUCCUGGUGGAGCUGGUGCGCUCGGCUGAGGCCCUGCAGGACUAUGGGGUACUGGUUGGCAAAGUGAACUGCAAUAAAGAACCAGUUUCUAAAUACUGCACAGAAGACAGAAUAUUGCUAACAGCUUUCCUCUUCAGAAGUGGUAAAGAGUUGUUGAGCUUUGAUUUGGACACUGUGUUUGACGUCAACGCCAUUGUCUCUGAAGUCCUGUUUGCAAUACUGCGUGAUGAGGUCAGGUAUGUCCACACGGAUGCUGACCUCCUGGCCAUGGAGAAGACAGCCAGAGGGAAGAAAGACAUCGUCCUGGGCUACGUCAGCAGCCUGGGGACACAAGAGCACAGAUCGAUAAUGGAGACGGCGUAUGUGUAUGGAUCCAAGUACCAGUUUAUUCUUAUAACUGGAGGCCCAGUCCUGAAACAUUUAGGUGUUAACAAAUCCUCUCCGUCCUCUCAAGUGUGGUUCCUCCACUGUAGAGUUCACAAAGGGUUCAUGAACCCACCGACCCCUGAGCGCUGCCCUUUGACCCGCAUGAGGAAACCUCUGUCCGUCCUCAGCCUCCACUCUUUCCUGCAGCUCAUGGAGGCUCCAUUAGUUUCUGAGGUAAAUGAGGACCCCUCACAAGUGCAGCCACCCCAGUUCCCCUACCAGCAGACCCCUCAGGUCUUCCUGUUCUCACGCCGUGAAACAGAGCACCUGGACCGGGACACGGCCGUUACUCUGGCCUGGAGGCUCCGUGGCCUGGCUCUGCUGUUCCUCGUACACAGGGACAGCCCUGGAGUUCAAACCCCAGAGGAUUACAAUGCUGCUUAUAGGCUCCCAGAGAAGGGUUCGGAGGUGAAGUAUUUGACCUUACACAGCCUUGAAGAUUUGUUGGAGCUCUUCACAAAUCCAGAUACAGAGGAAGAGGAGCAGGAGCUACAAGGGAUGGAGGAGGAGGACGACGAGGAGGACGAAGAGGAAGAGGAUACCAUUUUUGGCCAGUUGGAUGAUGAAGUUGCAGCAUCAGUUUACCAGGAUAGAGGCAACUUGUUGGACAUGGAUUUGUUCACCCCACUUAACACUGACAACUUCCACGAAACAGUUGCACAAAGUGGCCUGACAGUGGCCCUGUUCUACCUCAAAUGGGAUGCCGUUUCCAUGGCUUUCCUCACCUCCUUUGCUGAAGUUGCAGAAAGACUUGAAGAUACUGGUGUGGAUGACGUGCAGAUGAGUGCAGUCGACUGUGGAGAGUGGACCGACCUCUGUGCCGCUCAGUCAGGCAGCUCCCGUCCACUUCCCUUCCAGCCCAUCACAACUUUCCCUGCUGUCUUACUGUUUCGACCUGAGGAAUUAGCACAGCACUACAGAGGGAUGCUGGGUAGUGAAGCUCUGCAACGCUUCAUCAUGUUGAGUCGUCAAUCUUCACCUGUGCAUCUGUCCACCGAAGCUGAGGUGACUUCAUUCCUUGAGGAGGAGCUCUCCGGUUACACACCUGAAAAAGUGUUGGCGCUGUUUCAGAUACACACACAUGCAGGUGUAUCAAUGUUUGUUGAAGCAGCAAAGUCUUUGAGAGGGGAGCUGCUGACUGGACUGCUGACAGAUGGGCUGGCAGAGAAAUGGGCUUCGGACCACGCUGCGGACCUCCCAGUGGUUUUGGUUUUUCCAUCUUGGAGGACACACACUCAUCCCUCUGUGCUGCCUUUGUCCUCGACUACUGAGGACCUGAUAAUGCACAUAAACACUGCACUGCUUCACCCACUGCCUGAGCUAAUGGUGGAAAACCUGCCGAACUUCCUCUCUCUCGGUAAAGCUUUGCUCCUGCUCUUUGUGGGAGAAGAGGAGGAUGAGAUCGGGCAGAGGCAGAAUAAGGCGCUGGUGGAAGAGCUGAGAAGAGUCGUACAGUUGGGAGGGGGAAAGAUGGAGAGAUUUCUGCCUUGUUGGAUCCACCUUGGCCGAACUCCAGCUGGCAUACCCGUCCUGGGGUCGUAUCUAGGUGGCCUGCCCCCCCUUCCUGCUCUGGUCCUCACCCAUCUUCCCUCUGGAGGAGAAAUUUAUCAGUACCCCCCCAGGAGCCCUAUAGUGGCCCUCUCAGUCCUGCAGUGGCUGCAGAGGAUCGAAGACGGGAAUGAGUCUCCUGCAGGGAUGUUGGGUGAGCAGAGCUGGCCUCCUGUCGCCAAGUUCUACGAUUUCCUUACAGUCAUGGACAAGAACGACCCAGACUCGGCCCGGCAACAGCAGCCUAAAGAGGCAGUGGAUCAGGAACAGAAUGAGGGAGAGAAGGAGGAAAAGGAAGAGGUGAAUGUGGGAGACGGUGUGGUGGAAAAGCAGACUGAUUUUUACUCCAGCUCUUCUCCUCCUGACCCGAAACCUAACCCUCAUUCUGAGCUUUGACAGUUGGGAGAAGGCACUGAGCCGCUGAUAAAACCACACUCAUGACUGCUAUUUAUCCUGAUUUUUGCUGCACACUGGGAUUUUCAGUCUGACUGGGUCUGACCACUGUUUUUUUUUUUUUUUUUUUUUUUUUUAAUGGACCUGCUGCACCUCAUGUUUGGACUUGUGUGGCAGAAAUAUUUGGACACUUUGGUUAAACAUGCUGGACCACAGACACUCUUAUUUGUCAGCUGAAGUUGUUUUUUUCUCACUGUUCACAUUCUGUAGAUUUUUCAUUUCCUCAUAAUUCACUCCCAUUCCUGUGUCUCUGUGUCAGUCAGCCUGAUGGGAUAAUUUUUUUUUGUUUUUACAGUUCAGAUAAAAGCAGACAACAGCAGGUUCACACCCUGAGUGGCGCAGUUUAGCAUCAAGCUGGUUGCACAACAAAAUAAGGUAUUUGGGAAAUAUAUACACACACUCAGGGGUUUUUAGCUUUAUAUUUAUAUCAUCCAAAUACCGGUAUACUGUAUAAACUCAGUGUAAUCACAAAAAAAUGUAUUUUGGCAUUU